AUGUCAGGAAGCGGUAGUGGAAAAUACAACGUAUCUGAUCGUAACUUGGGACUUCUUCAGGAACUGAUUGGCAAGGAUGCGGAGUCAUAUAAGGAGGAAUUUUUGGAGCAAUUUCAGCAUUACGUACAAACGAUAAAAUUGCUACAUCUUCAGCCAAGUCAACAUCGUAUGGACAUUGAGCCUGUGCUCGAAUUGAUCGGCUUUCUUUCACACGUAUCAUAUCAUUAUUCAGAAGAAGCGAAGCAGUUUGCUGAUGGCGUUAUCUCAUUACUUCGCAACCAGGGUGCAGGACUCGAUCCCGAGAUCCGAAUGGCGUUAUGCAAAGCAUUAGUGGUGCUUCGAAAUCAUAAAGUUGUUGCACCACUGGACGUCCUUCAGCUGUUUUUUGAUUUGGUCAGAUGCGAAGAUAAAUCUCUCAGGAAAUUUUUGUAUGGUGCAGUGAUAUCGCAGUUACGAAAAUUUGGCAAAGAGAAACGUGAUCAAAAACUGUUAAGCAAAAUGCAAUCAUUCCUGUUUGCAAAAUUGAAAGAUUCGCGUUCCAUUGUUGUUAGGACGGCACAAUUGAUCCUAAUCGAUGCAUACCGGAAAGAUCUGCUUAGGGACGCGAAGACUGUGAAUGCAGUGGCAGAGUGUUGCUUUCAUAGAGUUGCUAGAAUUCAGGCAGCCGCAAUGCGAUUCUUUCUUGGUUCACCAAAAGAUGAAGAAGGGAUCGAGGAUGAUAGUGAAAGCGACGAUGAAUUCCACAAUGAAGAAGAUCAGAAAACACUGAAAGAGGUAAUGUGUGCAUUCCGAGCGGCUAAGAAAACACGAAAGAAGACAAAAAAUUUCGAAAAAGCCAAAAAAGCAAUUAGUAAAGAGAAGAAGGCCAAGAAAGAAGGUCGCAGUAAAUUGUGUAAUCUGUUGGCGAUUCAAUCUUUGUAUGAUGCGCAGUCGUUAAGUGACCGACUGUUCGGUUGUCUCGAAGCGAAAAAGAACGAGAAAUUCGAGCUGCGUCUUUUGCAAAUGGCACUAUGUGCUCGAAUCAUUGGAGUGCAUCGUCUGCAGACGUUGGGAUUCUACUCGUAUCUUCAUCGCUACUUACAACCGAAACAACGAGAGGUGACAAGAAUAUUGCUGUAUGCCGCGCAAGCUUGUCAUGAGCUUGUACCACCGGACAUUGUCGAGCAAAUGGUUCGUGUGAUCGCGCAGAAUUUUGUUACUGAUCGAAAUACGCCUGAAGCGAUAACCGUGGGACUGAACGCUAUCCGAGAGGUGUUUACGAAUUGUCCGUAUGCUGCAACCGAGGAACUGUUACGGGAUCUGGCCGAGUACAAAAGAUAUAAGAACAAGAAUGUGUCAAUGGCGGCUCGUGGAUUAAUCACACUGUUUCGAUCGGUUAAUCCGAAAUUAUUGCACAAAAAGGAUCGUGGACGGCCUACUGAAGCGACGAAAGAAUUGGAAGUGCCUGAAUUUGGUGUUUCGAGAGUCAAGUCGUACGUUGUUGGUGCUGAAUGUUUGCCCGAGGAGCGUGAAGAUACUGGAGAAAUGGAGGUUAGACAUUCAAACGUUCGAUUCCAAACUGUUGACGACAUUGAUACGGAUUCGGAUGAUGGAUCGUGGGAAGAUAUACCUGAUUCUGAUGUAGACGAAGAGGUGCACCAUCAAGAAGGUGCGACAAAUAGUGGUGUAAAAGGAACUGAAAGGGAACACGAAGUUGACGAAGGUUCGGAAGGCAUCGAGUCUGAUGUUGAGGGCGAGUCUGCGAGUGACGGUAGUGAUGAGGAAGUGGUCGAUGAUGCUGACGAAUCAGAUAGUAAUGCUGACGAAACGGAGGAAAAAGAACGUGGCAAAAACGUCGGUGAACGAGCAGAAGAAACUAAAAGUAACUUGAAGGACGAGCACGAUAGAGGAUCGGGAAAACGAAAAAAAGUUCACUUCAAGGGCGUUGUGGACGAAGCGGACACGAAAGGUGAUGAAUUGUCAGCGGCUGAGAAAGCGCAGAAGAUCAGUGAAACACGAAUUUUGACGCAAGAGGAGUUCCGAAAGAUUCGAGCCUAUCAAAUGAAGAAACAAGUGGCAACAAAACGACAAAUAGAAGGAACGAAAAAGCGACGGAACGAUGACGUUAAACUGGACGAAGAAAUGGAAGAGAAAUUUGCGAGAGAAUAUUUCCGAUCAGUGAUCGCUACGGUGAAUAUGUCAAUGUUUUCUAGACGUGAUGAAGGCGACGGCUUGCCACGUCUCAAAGACAUCGAACAGUUCCAUAAGAAACUUUAUCGUCAUAGUAAAGAAGAUCGGAUUGCUUCUGUUGAGGCUGGUCGAGAGGGUAGGGAGGAGUUCGGGAAACCGAAGAAAAGGGGUGCUCAUGUUGGACGUACGAAUCGUGAAUUGGCGAAACGAAAAAAUUAUCAGAUGGUUCGGCAAAAGGUGAGAGGUAAAAACCGCAAACGCAGCUUCCGAGAUCAGCAGCAUAGUUUGAAGAAGUAUCUGCUGCGACAGGCUGGAAAGAAAGUUUGA
Molecule: messenger RNA, 2496 nt
Organism: Anisakis simplex (herring worm)
Lineage: Eukaryota; Metazoa; Nematoda; Chromadorea; Rhabditida; Anisakidae
Source: the annotation of a GenBank genome assembly